GUACGCAAUCUCAUGAUCUACGAGAAGUCUGGAAAAACAUACGUUGAUCCCAAACAUAAGUUCGAGAGUGCUGCAGCCAUGUUUGAACAUCACAUGCAAAACACAUUCGUGGAAAUAAAGCUAACACGAGGCAUUGGCCUCACAAGCUGGGAAUUUGAGCAUAAAAAUGUGAGAGUUGGGAAGACGAUUGGUCGCGGACAGUAUGCAGAGGUGAAGAAAGGAAAACUACUUUUGAAGACCGGUAUUGUUGUCAGCGUAGCGGUAAAAUCGGUUCGUUAA
Molecule: messenger RNA, 279 nt
Organism: Strongylus vulgaris
Lineage: Eukaryota; Metazoa; Nematoda; Chromadorea; Rhabditida; Strongylidae
Source: the annotation of a GenBank genome assembly